UUUUCGUAACAUCAAUAGAAAGGCUGAAUUCGUUCUGCCAUGGCAGGAUAGAUAGAUGAUCAUCGAUUCGUAUAUGCUGAAAAAAGCAUGAUCAAUAAAUGUGAAAUAUACACAACUUUAACAGCCUGAGAAAUUGUUGAAACGGAAGAGAAGAAACGACGAUGCUGGGUUGGUUCAGAAACCGCAAGAAUUUGAGAUAUACCAAGGAUAAGCCGCCGGAACAUUCGCGCUGCGACCUCUGCUUUAAUGACUUCCACUUUCCUUGCCGGACUAACUGUGGCCAUUGGCUUUGCGGCACCUGCGUUCUUCGAUUUUCAAUACUCAUGGAUGAUUUCCGAAAGUUCAAGUGUUCUGAGUGUGAAUCCCAGGUUUAUAAUCUUGUUCCCCAUUCACCUGUACUGAUUCAGCCAGGAAGACAAGUUGCUGAGGUCCUUGGAGAGAUCCUGCAAUUUAAUCGUGAACAUAAGAAAGACGUAGAUCUGCUCCAGAGCGUGAGAAGAAUGCCGGAUAUUUUGAUUGACAAAUUACCGUUUGUUUAUGCAAGUUCGUCUCUACGCUUAUACAAUAUGCUGAUGCAGUAUAUGACUUCCGUUUGUGGUCAAAUGGUAUGUUCCUCUUUGCUUCAGAAGGGAUUGAAUUCCGACUAUGUCAAAUGGUGAGAUGUGCUGUGCUUGUACUUGGUACUAUUUUCAUGUAUAGGCGGCGUAUACGGGAAUAUUUGAGGCAUUUGGCGGAAUAGAAUGGAGAUCGAUAAUGGAUUCUGUUACUGGAAAAUGUGUUUUUGAGCAAGAUUUCAGAAGGAUGCUAGUAUGUUUUGUGAAAUGUCUUGCUAUGCUGAUGGAGAAUGAAAACCAUAUACAAAUACCAAAAGCUCUAGCUACUUUAUUGAAGCUCUCUUGAUCUUUCUUUUUGUAUCUGUAUGGAUCAGUUUCGACUGUUUACAGCUUCUGGAUUGAUAUGAUCAUGGAUUAGUUUAAUUAGUUGUUAGUUACUCAACCAUUUCAAAUGAUGUUGUAUAUGAGUAAUUCAUGAAUUCAUAUCCAUUUAUAAGAAUUUUCUUGACAAAA
This is a messenger RNA of Salvia splendens (bonfire salvia), 1067 nucleotides long. Its product is annotated as E3 ubiquitin-protein ligase RNF170-like. The record is from RefSeq and is a predicted model, not a curated record. Bases 162 to 659 code for a protein of 165 amino acids. Lineage: Eukaryota; Viridiplantae; Streptophyta; Magnoliopsida; Lamiales; Lamiaceae. The transcript is spliced from 5 exons. Gene Ontology annotation, molecular function: ubiquitin protein ligase activity.